CAGUCGACUUAAACAAGAUCAACGUUGUCAAGGUGAUGCUGUCACAUGACAGUGACGGUGUCACCUUGGAUACCACACUGCGUAACAGUGUAAGUAUUUGAUUGUGUGUUGUUGUGAAGUGAACAGUUUCUACUCGUCCUUCUCACCUGUCCUGCCUCUCUCUCUCUCUACCCCUCGCUCUCUCUCUCUCUCUCACGACUACCACAACUCUCCUCUCUUCUCCUCUUGUCAGAAAUGUGUACCAGUUGUACAAUACCGUACUCGAUGACAUCAUGCGUACAGUAUCGCCACGUGGUGUCUGUGGUUCAAUUUUUGAAGAAUUUCGAAAUCAGUGUGUGAAGGAGUAGACUGUUUGAUGGUGUUUGUUGGAACGAGUGAGGAGUGAAGGGUUGUUGUUAUUGUAACGAGUACGCAGAAGUCAUGCUGUUGUUCCUGACGUGGAGCAGGCGCUGUGGACGCUUUCCUCUCGUCGUGGAUAUUUUCAUUCGAGUAGAAAUCUGUAAAAAAUUCAAAUUUGUCGAGGCAUGAACUGGAGUUUUUACUGUGGAUGCAUGGAGUAGCAAUGUUGCUGAGGAAGGAGAGACUUGUUCUGUACAUGUAAGUCGUCUUGUGGAGAGAUUGAUUUCGUCUCGUUGUAGAUUAUGUCCUUGGCCUUCGUUGUGUUUUCGUUUUUGUAAAAUUGGAACGAAUUUUCUCAAAAUUGAUUUUCUGUUGUUCCUGUGAUGUGUUGCUGAGUUACUCAGGAAGGGAAAACAGCGUUGGACCUAGCCAGGGAGGAGAAUCAUGAGGGAUGUGUGCAGUUGCUGGUGGAUCACGAGAGUGCGAAGGAAUGGAGCCCCUGUUGAUUGUUCCAGAGCGUAAACUCAGCGUACCCAUCAUACGCAUCAUUCUGCUUGGCGAGACUGAUGUUGGCAAGACAUCGUUGGCACUCUCACUGUCCAAGAAGAAGAUAGAAAGACGUGAGAACAACACCAGUACACUGGGGGUGGAUAUGAGCACGGUUGUCAUCGGUGAUGAUAGUAACGACGUCCAAGAAGUGAUAACCGGUACAGGCAGUGACGAAGCGCUAACUCGUCAGGUGGCAACCUUGAUUCGUCAAGGUAGCAGACUGCAGCCAGAAUCCUGUAGUUCACCAAACAGUUGCCCAUCCACACUCUCACCCAGCACUGCCAGCAGCAGCAGCAGCAGCAGCAGCAGCAACAGCAGCAGCAGCUCAGUGCAUGUACACGGAGACGUACUGGAAGCAAUCACCUCUAGAGUAACAUCAGAGCAAUAUGUACGUGAUCUGAGUCGUCUCAUUGCCAACAACUCUAUGAAGGUGCUCAGAAUCUGGGAUACAGCCGGACAAGACUGCUUCCGUGUCCUGCAUCACAUGACGUUUGGUGCUGAACGUACCUCGUACGUUAUUGUCUAUAAUGCCAAGUGCUCUAUCAAAGAAGUAGCAGAUGAGAGUAAUGUUCGUGUGCACGGUGAACACCGUCCAUACGCUGGCGCUCUCCCUGGACAACCGAGCUUGGCAUACGUGCAUGAUGCCCUUGAAACCAUUCACAACAACUUGCAGGAUGGAUGCAGUUGUCGUGUAUUUCUUGCCGGUUGUCACAUUGAUGAGCGCCAGACCCACUUUGCUGCUGCUGCUGCUGCUGAUGUUACACGUUCAGCAACUUUCAAUGCUGAGCUUGAUAAGGAACGAGACGAUAUCAUUCAGAGCAUCGCCUGUCAACCAUUCAAGCACCUGCUGAAAAAGGAAGACAUCUUCUUCAUUGACAACACCGUCUCAGGGCAAGAAGGCGUUGCAGAGGACAAUCAGCUGAUUGCUUUGCGCCAAGAACUCUGCAUGCAGAGUCAGCAACAAGAUUCCAUUCCCAUGUCUCGUCUCCUGGAAACGCUGUCAAUCAUGGAACUCUCUGUGCAUCCGGAUCUGCGUGCUCCGUGGAUAACACGCCAUGAAAUGGAGGAAAUGCUGCGUCGUGUGAACCCAAAUCCAGCCGAAUCCGUUGAUGACAUGCUGGCUUUUCAACAUUCGUCUGGCACUGCCCUGUACUAUCCAGACAGUGAACAACUGCGAGAGAACAUUGUCAUCAAAGUUACCGAUGUCAUGAAGCUUUCCGCCGCUCUCCUUCAGCCAUGUGUCACCAGGAAUGACCUCGGAGAUGAACAUGUAUCGCUUGAUGAUAUUCAGCGCUUGCACCGAGGUCUUCUGUCUGACAAAGUGGCGUUGUGUUUGUGGAAGAAGUUCUGUCCACACCUCCAUCCGCUCAUGCUGCACAGACAGAGUCGCAACUUCUAUUUUCGUCUGAUGGCUAGGUUGGACAUUCUGUGCCAAGCUGGUAAGGUGCAGUCACAUGAAGAAGAUGGUGAUGUUGGCGAUGCCCUCUUUUUCAUGCCAGCAGCUGCUGCAGCUGAGAAGCUUUCCAGCCCUCGUGGAGCGACUUCCGAAGAAAUGAUCCUUUCCUCGAAAGAUGGAUGCCACUUUCCUCAUUCAACGUUCCUGAGGCUUGCAACAUCUUGUCUCUCACAUUACAAUACCCACCAUGGAACGCACAAUGACGCAUCGUGGGCCAACACCGCACUUUCUAAAUGUGCAAUGCGUCUGCCCUUGCCUGACAAGAAGUGGCUUGUACUCCGGUACAUGAAGUGUGGUAUCGGCCUGCGUGUGGAAGCGAAUAGUCCGCGCUAUGAGUUCCGUGAAGGCCAUGGUGUCUCUGUUCUGGCCAUGGUGCACAAGCAGUUAGAAAGCGUUCUCACACUGGCAAAUAAACAGCUCAAGUUGAAGGAGCUGGUGAAGUGUGGCUGUGGCACAAUGAACCAACAUGUACUAUGUACCCUGCAUGGUCGUGCUGAGUGCUGCAGGACAACGCCUGACACAGCCGCAGCAGCAGCAGCUCAGAGUAGAAGCAACGCCGCUGCCACUUGUUUCCACACGGUUGUUUCUGUGGAGCUUGGCAGUGUGCCCAUGUGCCCAGCAGCUUACUACGAAGGUCACCAUGCUGCCCAGAGCCUUCCUGAAGGUGCACUUCGAUUUUGGAAGGCAUGGAAGCAAGACGAUGAAUGCUUCAUUGUUCGAUCAGAAAAUCCCUCUUCUGGCAAUUCUCAUUCGCCAGCAUCAGAAGGAACACUCUGCCCAGUAGCAUCACAGCCAGUAGCCACUUCAGCAGUGACAGCCUCAGUAACAGCAUCACAGCCAGUAGCCACCUCAGCAACGACAGGCUCAGUAGCAACAUCACAGCCAGUAGCCACCUCAGCAGCGGCAGACUCAGUAGCAGCAUCACAGCCAGGAGCCACCUCAGCAGUGGCAGGCUCAGUAACAGCAUCACAGCCAGUAGCCACCUCAGCAGUGGCAGGCUCAGUAGCAGCAUCACAGCCAGUAGCCACCUCAGCAGUGGCAGGCUCAGUAGCAGCAUCACAGCCAGUAGCCACCUCAGCAGCGGCAGGCUCAGUAGCAGCAUCACAGCCAGAAGCCACCCCAGCAGUGACAGGCUCAGUAGCAGCAUCACAGCCAGUAGCCACCUCAGCAGUGGCAGGCUCAGUAGCAGCAUCACAGCCAGAAGCCACCUCAGCGGUGACAGGCUCAGUAGCAGCAUCACAGCCAGUAGCCACCUCAGCAGUGACAGGCUCAGUAGCAGCAUCACAGGCAGUAGCCACCUCAGCAGUGACAGGCUCAGUAGCAGCAUCACAGCCAGUAGCCACCUCAGCAGUGGCAGGCUCAGUAGCAGCAUCACAGCCAGAAGCCACCUCAGCAGUGACAGGCUCAGUAGCAGCAUCACCGCCAGUAGCCACCUCAGCAGCUUCAGGCUCAGUAGCAGCAUCACAGCCAGAAGCCACCUCAGCAGUGACAGGCUCAGUAGCAGCAUCACAGCCAGAAGCCACCUCAGCAACUUCAGGCUCAAUAGCAGCAUCACAGCCAGUAGCCACCUCAGCAGUGACAGGCUCAGUGGUAGCGUCACUAAUAGCAUCACCGGCUGUGGCAUUACUAGUAGCAUCACUGUUAGCAGCAGCAGCAGCCUCAGUAGCAUCAGUAGCAUCUCCAAUAGCAGCAGCACCGUUAGCAGCAGCAGCAGCAGUCCUUGCUGCAGUAGCACUUUCAGCAGCAGCAUCACCAGUAGCACCUCCAGCAGCAUCUGCAGCUGCAGCAGCAGCGACUACAGAUGAGGACGAGGAGUCGUACGGCGACCCAUUCAAACAAAGUGCCUUUAUAACCGAUAUUUCUCCUUGGUUGGACAAAUUACCAGCGGCAAAGUUUCGUGAAUUGGCGCAAGUGGCUGGGUUCUUCUCCGAUCUGCAGCAGAUAGAAGACUUGAAGAGGAUUGAGAGACAAGAUGGAACACGCACUCACAACGAAAAUUUGGUCAACAUUGUAAGCAGCGAGGAACAGGCCGGCUACAUCAAGCUUGUGAAGGUCAUCAAAUGCUGGGGUAAAUAUCCCGACAAGAUCGACAAGAUGAACCAGCUUCUGCCACGACGGGCUCGUGUGUAAACGAUUGAGGUGUCAAGCAAUUCACGCAGCAAGUGCUGGUCCUGUUCUCUCUGUCUCUCUCUGUUUCUCUCUCUCUCUCUCUCUCUCUCUCUCUCUCUCUCUCUCUCUCUCUCUCUCUCUCUCUCUCUCUCUCUCUCUCUCUCUCUCUCUCUGUCUGUCUGUCUCUCUCUGUCUCUCUCUCUCUCUCUCUCUCUCUCUCUCUCUCUCUCUCUCUCUCUCUCUCUCUCUCUCUCUCUCUCUCUCUCUCUCUCUCUCUCUUUCUCUGUCUCUCUGUCUCUCUCUCUCUCUCUCUCUCUGUCUCUCUCUCUCUCUCUCUCUCUCUCUCUCUCUCUCUCUCUCUAUCUCUCUCUCUCUCUCUCUCUCUCUCUCUCUCUCUCUCUCUCUCUCUCUCUCUCUCUCUCUCUCCGUGGUGUGUUCUCUAUGUUACUGACUGGCUAUGUUAUCCAUCAAAUCCAUUCCUCCAUUCUUCCUUGGUCAAAUUUGCCAAUUUUUAGCAACAUUAUGUUAUGCUUGAUCACUACCCCACUAAAUAUACGUAAAUUAAAAUAGUCUAGUAUGUUGGACAGUAGAGACAGCUAAUUGUAGAGGACCACACCAGGUUACUAUGCCCGUUGCAGAAUUACUACUUAUAGUCAUGCAGAUACAUGAAACAUUUCUUUAGAAUUUUAUGAAUACAUAUAAUGGAAUAUUAUCAUUCGGCCGGAGUCCUCAACCUCAUUAGGCCGAGAAUGUUUGAAUAUUUUAGAGAUAUAUUUCAAGUUACUCUUUAUUUCUACAUUCCAGUCACUUAUAGAUAUACAAACUCAUUCCAGCAGCUGAUGUAAUACUCUAGGUUACUCUACCCUGUAUGAGCCCAUGAUGAGAAGGGAACGAAAACGUUUGGUUCAGAAAAUCUUCCAUUUA
This is a messenger RNA of Sycon ciliatum, 5377 nucleotides long. RefSeq lists its product as uncharacterized. Gene Ontology annotation, biological process: positive regulation of transcription by RNA polymerase II. The transcript has 7 exons. The coding region runs from base 791 to 4474 and encodes 1227 amino acids. NCBI's taxonomy places the organism in Eukaryota, Metazoa, Porifera, Calcarea, Leucosolenida, Sycettidae. The record is from RefSeq and is a predicted model, not a curated record. Gene Ontology annotation, molecular function: transcription cis-regulatory region binding; protein binding. Gene Ontology annotation, cellular component: nucleus.